AUUGAAAUCUUUCUUAUUAAUUUCCCUCGAUUACGUUACAAUGGCUAGGAAUAAUUGUAGGGUGACUGGUAGUAGUGCUUAAGCGAUGGCUUCAAAUAAACACCACAUUUAAUAUUGAUCGUUGAUUUUUUAACAAUUAAUCCAAGCCGUCGAUUGCCCUCAUGCCUUUAUUAGGUUUCUACUUCUAAAUCCUGUUCCUGUUUUGUACAAAGGGGAAGAGAAUCCAAAACCAAUCUUGAAUUUUGAGAACCAAAUCUGUAGAGCCCUAAUACCCUUGCAAAAUUUUCUUCUUCUUCUUCUUCUUCUCCGGACACUUGAAGAUGCAUCCUCAAGGGCAGCAAUUCAGGCCAAGAACCUAUUUUCCACCGACCCAAGUUCCGUUCUUUCAAGUUCAACCACCGCAAAUGCAAAUGGAUCAUCCAAUGAUGCCCAACUAUAAUGAGACCCUGUAUUACCAAUACCGGUGGCUUCCUCAGCCACUUACCACCGUCAACGCUUCCCCUGCCUUCACCGACGCCCACUAGAACUCUCCUAAGUACGUUGCCCACGCACGUGAGUGAAACGACGGUCCGUACUGAUAAUACAAGUGUUUGGGGGAUGUGAAAUUGGUGCAGAUGGAGAGGUUGCAGGAAGGAAUCGUUACCGUUCACUUUUAUGAUUUGAAGCAUUUGGCAGAGGCGUUGCGUCGAUACAGAAUCAACACAUGCAGCAGCAGCACAGUUUGAGGCUAUAUUACACCGUUUUAGGGUCAGAGAAAUUUCCCCCACCGUUUGGCAUGAAGAAGAGCUGAGUUUGAACUUUGAAGGGUUUGUCACAGAUAUACUCUGAUGUAUAAAAACAUAAGGAAGGAAAGUAGGAGAGAGGGAAGGAGGCAGGAAGAGAGAGAAAGCACCUGAGUCACUGGCAUGUCCUCUGUCGAAGAAGACAUGACGACAUGCUGAGAAGAUGAGAGUAAAGCGAUUUGACCAACAAGUCAGUUGGUAAGGUAAACCGAGAUAGCAAGUAAUCGGUUGAAAAAAAGAACGAUUCAAAUUAUAUAAGAUCAACGGUCAAAACUAAAUUGAUGCUUGUAUGAAACAAACGCUUAAGCGCUGCUACCUUUAAGCCAGCCAUAAUUGUAUCACAAAUAGCUGCACAUCAGUUUCCAGUUGAGUACAAUGAUUCAGACGAAUACCAAUACAAUUAUAACUGCCACUCCCUCAGACAUUCUUUUGAGUUCUGACCCAUGCAGUAAUGUCCCCUAUGAUAAUGUUUAUUGUCUAUACCAAAGAGAGGUAACACUAUAAGAACUUAUAUCCGACUCGGCAGAGAGGGGUUUCGUACUCCGACUCGGAUGGGUCUCUCAUCCGUUGCAGAAGGAGCCUAAGAGGAACUAUGGUGAUUUUGGGCGGAAGGUGGGAUUUCUUCAGAGUCGUCCCUUGAUCUUCCGGUGACACGGCAGCCACCGACGAAAAAGGAACAUGCUUUCUCACAUAAGCUUACGUGGUCGAAAAUGGAGACAUCGAAAUGUAUAUGAACACCAAGAGAUUCCCAGCUUCCAGACAAUUGUCUCUUUCGAAAUGUGACCAUCCAUUAUGAAUCACAACUCCUCUUGGCUCUUGACUAACGCCACUUUCCAAAUCUUCCAAGCAGGACCUUUCAAACUAACAGUACCGGAGAGCUCCUUCACAUUCUGAGCGAACUUAUUGGGGAUGCUCUGCAAUUAACAUACGAUAGAACACUGAAGUCAUCAUCAUCAAGACAGAGAAUAUAUAGAGGUAAUUUGGAUUUACGAGCUGUCGAUCAAAACCCUGGGGCAGAAUCUGGGAGAAUCACGUCUCCUCCAUUUUGUGCUUACUACGAAGAAGAAGAACACUGAAACAAGGAAGAAGGAUAAAAGGGAAAGGGAAGCACUAAAGAGGAAAAGAGCAUGAAAAGGGUUGUUUAGGUUGACCCCAGUUCCCAGUUCCCAGUUCCCAGUUCCCCAGAAAAGGGGGAAAAAAAAUAUAAAAAAGCCAUCUCCAUUAGAAAUCUCUGAUGAUCUCUGUAUCAUCAUCAUCAUCAAUUCAAGCUUCAAGCUACCGAAUUUCAGAUUAAACUCAAUGAAGUCGAUAGCCCACCAAGCUCCACCUUACGCUUCUAUCCUUCACGGGCUAAGAGGACUGAAGCCCCUUCAACAAGUUCACACCCACAUAAUUACAUUGGGUCUUGCCAACAACGUCUUUCUUGCAAACAGAUUGAUGAACUGUUACGCAUCUUCUGGUCUAAUGGCCGUGGCGGAGCAGAUUUUCCGUCGAAUUAAGAAUAAAAAUGUGGUUUCAUGGACGAUUUUGAUAUCUGCAAUGACCAAAUAUGACCUCCAUAUGGAAGCUUUUGAGAUCUUCUGCGAGAUGAAGAAGAGUGGGUUCCUGCCCAAUGCUGUUACCAUCACGAGCAUCCUACCUGCCAUUGGUAACUUGGGUUUGACUCAGAUCGGGAAAUCAUUGCACUGUUUCUUGCUUCGAUGUCACUUGGAUGUCAAUGUCUUUGUAGAAACAUCUCUCAUUUAUAUGUAUUCGAGAUUUGGUUGCAUAAAUGCUGCUCAGAGGCUGUUCGAUAGAAUGCCCAACAGAAACGUUGUUUCAUGGAAUGCUCUUAUUUCAGGCUAUUCCCAUAAUGGCUUUGGGGAAGAGGUUAUUUGUCUUUUUAAGUUGAUGCAGAGAAAUGGGUUCCCUGCUGAUUUUAUGACAAUUAUGACCUUGAUAUCGGGUUUCUCAAUUUUAGGUUCUAUACAGGCAGGGACUGCGAUUCAUGGUUACACAAUUAAAAAUGGAUCUGAGAAUGACAAGCUUGUUAAGACUGCUCUAAUUGAUAUGUAUGUAAAGUGCAGGUGCAUUGGACAUGCUUAUAGAGUAUUCACUGAGAUUCCAAUGAAGGAUGUGGUUACAUGGACAUUGAUGUUAUCGAGCUUUUCAGAUUUUGGAUACUGGAAUAAGGCUCUAGAACUUUUUAAUGAAAUGAUGCGCAUAGGCAUGGUGGCUUUAGAUUCUGUUGCUUUGAUGGGUAUUCUAUCAAGCUGCAGCAGGUCUGGAGCUCUACAACAUGGCAGACGGAUUCAUGCACUUGCAAUAAAAACAGGUUUUGGAGAGGAUACCUUUGUAGGAUCCACACUUAUAGACAUGUAUGCAAAUUGUGGGGACCUGGAAAACGCAAGAAAUUUAUUCGAAGGUAUGGAGGGAAGGGACAUUGCAUGCUGGAAUGCGAUGAUUUCUGGUUGUGGGAUGAAUGGUUAUGGCAGUGAUGCAAUUGGUCUCUUUUUGCAAAUGACGGGUUCUGGCUUAGAGCCUGCUAAUUCAACUCUACUGUGUGUCCUUUGUGCAUGCAGCCACUCUGGAAUCGUUGAUCAAGGGCUCCACAUUUUCAAUUGUAUGGUUAAAGAUUGGAGUAUAAAGCUGAAUUUGCAACAUUAUGCUUGUGUGGUUGAUCUCCUUGGCCGUGCUGGGCGAUUACAAGAUGCUCAUUCAUUUAUAAAUAACAUGCCUUUGCAGCCUGAUUCUGAGGUUUAUGGGGCAUUGCUUGGUGCUUGCAGAGUUCAUGGAAAUAUAGACUUGGGGCUACAGAUUUCACAAAAGCUCUUUGAGUUAGAUCCUGAUGAAGCUGGUUACUACAUCUUGCUUUCAAACAUGCAUGCUACUGCUGGAAACUGGGAGGCUGCCAUGACAACCAGAGUAUCGUUGAGAUCAAAGGGAUUGAAGAAGACCCCAGGCUUAAGUUCAAUUGAGAUAGAUAGAGAGAUUCAUACAUUUAUGGCAGGAGAUAGAGAUCACCCCCAGUACCAUGAAAUUUAUAGGAUGUUAAAGGGCUUGAUUACAAAGAUUGAAGCAGCAGAAUAUGUACCUGACACCAAUUGCGUUUUCCAGGAUCUACCAGAUGAGAUAGAUAAAUUACCUGUAUCACCAUUGCGAGAAGCUAGCUAUAUCUUGGGUUAAUGAGAACCCAACCUGGUACAACCAUUUGGAUAGCAAACAAUCUUCACACCCAUAAUGAUUGUCAAAAAGUGAGCAUUUUUAUCUCCAAGGCCUCUAGCAGAGAAUGAGUCAUAAAAGAUGCAAAUCGCUUUCACUUUUUUCAAGAUGAAGUCUGCUCUUGUAAAGAUUAUAGGUUGCUUUGAGAACAACACAUGCCAAUUGAUCCUGUACUAAUCUAAUCAGGAUUUUACGACAAUAUGUGGGAAUUCGGUAUAGCAGCUCGUGUUCAUUUGCACUGUUCAUUCCUACUGCUUUAUUCAUGUGGCAUCCUCAUGGAAUAUGGAGGUUUCUUGAUUCAUUUGUGGGAAAUUUUGUUCAUCCAUGUAGGAGGAUGACUACGACAACAACCAUAACCUUAUCCCAACUUGAUGGGGUCGGCUACAUGGAUCCGAUAAGGUCUAAGAUGCAAGUAGGAGGAUGACUAUGUAGUGUUAAGUGCACUGAUUGAUCUGUCUAUUUAAUCACGAGAUACACAACAAGAUCUUCUGAGCCAAAAAGGGUAGAUCAGGUCAUUCUGGCAUUUUAGCAGUUGUUAGUUGGGUGGUCAGAAGCAAUUGUCUGUGAAAGAUCCCCCCUGAGGGGGAGCAGCUUGAAGAUGCAGCCAGAUGGCAUUUUCCUGAAUGAGAUGAAAACAGUUGCUCUUCCCUCAUCCUCUGUCAUUCCUACAAGAUAGUAGAUUUUAAUCACUUGAAGCAGCGGAUGAUUGACAUGGAGAAUUGUAGAGAAAGGAAAGAGAGUAAGAAGGCAACUUGAAAGGUUUUCUUUAUCCCGUCUACAUAUCUAUAUAUUUCUUUAUUUUGUCAUUCUAAAUUUUUUCCAAAUAUCUCCUUAAAAAAUAUGUUGUUAAAGGCUAGGGCCUAGGAGAGCAAAGCUAAUUGAAGCUUUAAUUCAGUUUCCGUUUACAGCUCAAUAAGUUGAUAAAUUAUGGCAAGCAUACGCAUUGCUUUUCGCUUUUGGUUUUUGAGGACUGUCUGUUUAGGUAUAAGUUGAAAGUAAAUUCAGCUUCCUAUUUGCCAUUUUUCCCUCAUGAAUUUCCAUUGCUCUUAUCCAGGAAUUACCUUCAUCAUUAUUUCUGUUGGCAAUCUGUUAACGACUCAUCCUAUUCUUCCAAAACCCAACAGCAUUCCUGCAAUCAUCAGUAGCAAUAGAAUGAGCUGCUAGAACAUCUUUUUCCUUUUGUAUUAUUGUUCAUAUAAUGAUCUUUUUUUUCUGGUGACUAGAGAUGAUAUUAUAUGCUAUAGCUCAUAUAUAUUUCAUUUUUGAAAUUUAGUGGGCGAGCCUAUGGCACAACGGUUAAGUUGCACUAUUGCAACAUGUUGGUCACAGGUUCAAAACUUGGAAACAACCUCUUCUGUGAAGCAGGGGGUAAGGCUGCGUACACCUGCCCCUCCCAGACCCUGCAGUAGUGGGAGCCUCGUGCACUGGGUUGCUCUUUUUAGUAACUGUUAGAUUUCUUUCUUGGCUGUGGUAUCUGGUUAAUGAACUGGCAUGGAGGCUUUGUGUGCUUCCUUAAAUCUUACCCUAUGUUAUGCACUUGUCUUGCACUAUUUGUGAGAUUCUCAUACCAUUCAUCUGUAUAUGCCAUGCGCGGUGGGAACAGGACUGAUCAAUUGUUCACAUGUUGCAAAAAGCUGCCUAUCGUACAAGUAAAUACAGAAAUAUUGGAGCCAAUUGAUGCUUUCUGCCACUGGAUGGAUUAAAAGUGCAGGUUCUUCCUACACGAAGAAUAUUGAAAUAUGUUUCUCUUAAUGCGAAACAUGGUUGGAUGUGCUGUAAACAGGCCUUGAUGUUUUCAGUAGCCCUGUAUUUUUUAUUUUUUAUUUUUUUUUGGGAGGAGGGGGGGGGUGUGGUGGUGGUCUUAAUUUGGAUGUUGGUCUCAACAAAUACAAAUGCAAUAAGACAGUCCAUGUGAGCAUUUUUUUUUUAAUGAAAUGUGGAGCAUAUAAAUGGGAUCAAAAUCCACAUUUUUUGGACCUCAGAGGCUAAUACAUGGUUGGAUGUGCUAUUCACAAUACUA
Molecule: messenger RNA, 6003 nt
Organism: Macadamia integrifolia
Lineage: Eukaryota; Viridiplantae; Streptophyta; Magnoliopsida; Proteales; Proteaceae
Product: pentatricopeptide repeat-containing protein At1g11290, chloroplastic-like
Exons: 4
Coding region: 2082-3947 (621 amino acids)
Biological process (GO): RNA modification
Molecular function (GO): protein binding; RNA binding
Source: RefSeq, a predicted model, not a curated record